AUGGACAAGCGGAACAAAGUUUCAGAGAAAACACAGUUGUCUCCUUUUGAAAAAACAGACUUGUCUCUUUCUGAAAGCUCCCAGUCACUUCAUAAAACUGAAGCUGUGGAAAAAGUUUUAAAUGAUACAAGCAAAGAAAUCAAUGCUCUGUUAUCAAAAUAUGCUAAUAUUUUAAGUGAGAGAGCAGCGAUGGAUGCAUCGUUUGUAGAGGAGCUUCAAGGAAUCCUGAAAGAAGCUUCUUCUGUAGAACAUCACUUGAAAUUAAAAAGGGAGAAUCUAAGGCACAGGUUUGCAGCGAUUGCAGGCCCUCUACAAAGUGAAAAUGGACUAUCUAACAAAUCUAACUGAAAUCUAUGGCACAGGCUGCAUGUUUACAGUUGUAUACCUGAGAAUGGAACACUCUUUUAUCUGCCUUGAUUCUUCAAUUGAUUUACGUUAUCCAACCCUUUUCAAAGCAGCAUAGUGUUAUUUAAAAACAGAAUCAGUAGCUACAAUAAAAUCGUAAUUAGGGUAUUUGAUUUAGGGAAGUUACUUGGGAUUGG
Messenger RNA from Elgaria multicarinata webbii, 542 nucleotides. RefSeq names its product testis expressed 12 (gene TEX12). NCBI's taxonomy places the organism in Eukaryota, Metazoa, Chordata, Lepidosauria, Squamata, Anguidae. Bases 1 to 348 code for a protein of 115 amino acids. The transcript is spliced from 4 exons. The record is from RefSeq and is a predicted model, not a curated record.